Zootoca vivipara (common lizard) is the source of this 660-nucleotide messenger RNA. It is a transcript of the gene CCDC195, whose product is annotated as coiled-coil domain containing 195. Lineage: Eukaryota; Metazoa; Chordata; Lepidosauria; Squamata; Lacertidae. The record is from RefSeq and is a predicted model, not a curated record.
AUGGACGGGAACAAGCGGCUCAUGCAGGUCAUCCACGAAAUGCGCUCUGAAAUCAUCAAGCUAGAGAGGGAGAACAGAGCCCUCCGCGGGCAACUGACAUGCAGCAGGCAGAAGGCGGCAAAGCGAGAGGAGGGAGAAGGGGUCGAAGACAAAAAGGACAAGGGCUGGAGCCUCGCGGACUCAGUUGAAGAGGCCGCUGCUUCUCCGGUGACUCUGCGCAGGAACGUCUCGGCAGGCUCUGCUCUGGCACUACAGGAGCAAAAAGGUAGCAUUAUGACGGUGAGGCGUUAUUCCAUCUCCUCAUCUGUGCCAUCGCUCCCUGGCAACAAACACCAGAAAUCUGACAAGAGGAAUCCAUUCAAGGGAGCCCUAGAUGUGAAGGAGAUAAUCAAGCAGCCGACCUUUCCCACAGAUACGCAACUCACCAACAAAGAAGAAAAAGGAGUUGCUAAAAUAACACCCGAUUGCCUCUCCAGCAGUACAUCCAACAAAAGGCGAUCUUUCCAAGACCAUGUUUACAAGUGCAGGGGUAAAGUAAAGGCUGUCAGUUUCCUGUUACCCAUGGACAUGUCACGUUAUUCAGAAAAUCAAGGCUCUUUCACGUGCUCGCAAAAUCAGAACACAAAACAGUUAAGCACCAUUAUUGAAAAGGACAUGUGA